CAAAAUGCUUUUCAUGUAGUGCAUCCACAGAAACAUCAACAGAGUCAAUUGGUACUUUCCUACGAAUCAAGAUGUUGUGUCCUUUAUGUUCAUACCAAUAUACCUGGGAAAGUCAACCACUCAUUAAUAGUAUUCCAGCUGGAAACUUAGCACUUUCAACAGCCAUUCUUUGUAGUGGGUCGCUGCCAACUAAAACUAUUACCCUUUUCAAACUUAUGAACUGCUCCACCAUCAAUGAAAGCACAUAUUUUAAGUAUCAAAGGAAUUAUUUAAAUCAAGCAAUACAAACAACAUGGAUAGAACACCAAAACAGCAUAAUUGCAUCUUUCAAAAAGAACAAGGACAGGCUUAUUUUGGGUGGAGAUGGUAGGUGUGAUAGCCCUGGCUACUGUGCAAAAUUUGGGUCUUACACAUUUUUGGAAUUGCAGAAUAAUGUAAUUACUGAUAUUCAAUUGGUACAGAGUAAUGAGGUCCCAAAUAGUUGUCACAUGGAAAAGGAAGGAUUAGUAAGGGGGAUCGAGUUCAUUACAAGUAAAGGGUUGGAAGUUGAAUUACUUAUUACAGACAGACACGGUCAAGUGUCAAAGUGGGUAAAAGAAAACAUGAAGGAUACAUUGCAUAAAUAUGACAUUUGGCAUGUUGCUAAAGGGUUUAAAAAGAAAAUAGAGAAACUAGCCAAAACCAAGGACUGUGAACUAUAAUGUCUAGCAAUGGAAAUAAGGAAGAGAUUAAAGAGAAAUGG
Amphimedon queenslandica is the source of this 742-nucleotide messenger RNA. RefSeq lists its product as uncharacterized. The coding region runs from base 72 to 701 and encodes 209 amino acids. The transcript is spliced from 4 exons. NCBI's taxonomy places the organism in Eukaryota, Metazoa, Porifera, Demospongiae, Haplosclerida, Niphatidae. The record is from RefSeq and is a predicted model, not a curated record.